ACAGAUCCACUUCGAUGAGCCAUCGUCUAGUCAAAGGGGUUGCGGGUAGCUGAGCAUGGAGCGCAGUCAUUUGCCGGAGACGCCAUUCGACCUGGCCCAUUCUGGGCCCAGGUUUCAGGCCCAGUCGAGUGGCAAUGGUUCCGUGCUGGACAAUGUGCUGCCCGACAUGGCGCACCUGGUGAACCCCUACUGGAGCCGCUUUGCGCCCAUGGAUCCCAUGAUGAGCAAAAUUCUGGGAUUGUUCACCCUGGCCAUUAUGAUCAUCUCGUGCUGCGGCAACGGAGUGGUGGUCUACAUUUUCGGUGGAACAAAGUCGCUGCGCACGCCGGCAAAUUUGCUCGUUCUCAACCUGGCCUUCUCCGACUUCUGUAUGAUGGCCUCCCAGUCGCCGGUGAUGAUUAUUAACUUCUACUACGAGACUUGGGUGCUGGGUCCGCUGUGGUGCGACAUCUACGCGGGAUGUGGCUCGCUCUUUGGCUGUGUGUCCAUCUGGUCCAUGUGCAUGAUUGCCUUCGAUCGGUACAAUGUGAUAGUGAAGGGUAUCAAUGGCACACCCAUGACCAUCAAGACGUCUAUAAUGAAGAUACUUUUCAUCUGGAUGAUGGCUGUCUUUUGGACUGUCAUGCCAUUGAUUGGAUGGAGCGCCUAUGUGCCCGAGGGCAAUCUGACUGCCUGCAGCAUUGACUAUAUGACGCGUAUGUGGAACCCGCGAUCUUAUUUAAUCACCUACUCCCUCUUCGUUUACUACACUCCACUGUUUCUCAUCUGCUACUCCUACUGGUUCAUCAUUGCCGCCGUGGCAGCACAUGAAAAAGCGAUGCGGGAACAGGCCAAGAAGAUGAAUGUGAAAUCCCUGCGGAGCUCUGAGGAUUGCGACAAAAGUGCCGAGGGAAAACUGGCCAAGGUGGCUCUAACUACCAUCUCCCUAUGGUUUAUGGCAUGGACACCAUACCUUGUCAUUUGCUACUUCGGACUCUUCAAAAUCGACGGAUUGACCCCACUGACGACCAUUUGGGGAGCGACUUUCGCCAAAACGAGCGCAGUCUACAAUCCGAUUGUGUACGGCAUUAGCCAUCCCAAGUACCGCAUAGUUCUCAAGGAAAAGUGCCCUAUGUGUGUGUUUGGCAAUACGGAUGAGCCGAAACCGGAUGCACCCGCUUCCGAUACGGAAACUACAUCUGAGGCGGAUUCAAAGGCUUAAAUCGUGAAAAAAAACCAACGCAAUUGCCUGCAAAGGGCACAGAAAAGUUUAAAAAAAGUGAUGCAAUAUCGUAAAGUGAUACAAAAAUGUAAAAAAAAAAUGGAAUAAACCUCAGUAUAACAAAAAGUAGUUUCCUAAAACUUUACAAAAUAAAGUUAGUUUGC
Molecule: messenger RNA, 1365 nt
Organism: Drosophila melanogaster (fruit fly)
Lineage: Eukaryota; Metazoa; Arthropoda; Insecta; Diptera; Drosophilidae
Gene: Rh2
Product: rhodopsin 2
Exons: 4
Coding region: 56-1201 (381 amino acids)
Biological process (GO): signal transduction; G protein-coupled receptor signaling pathway; visual perception
Cellular component (GO): membrane
Molecular function (GO): G protein-coupled receptor activity; G protein-coupled photoreceptor activity
Source: RefSeq, marked reviewed